AUGGCCGCUGACCUGACGAGCAUCAAACUCAACCCGGACAGUCAUGUCCUGCUGGACCAGCCUCUCCUCCGGCUACCUCAUGAACUUGUCAAGCGAAACUUUAGAAACACUCAACGCUACGUGGAGCGCGAAAGAGACCAGAUCCUACCCUCCCUGAAGGACACUGCGAACGCAGCACUCAGUUCCUCUCAGACCCCAGAGGAGACGCUUGCCUCGCUCGAUGCCAUGAUCCAGCGGAUGCAAACUUUCAAACGCAAAAUAGACAAAUUGCACGCCGAAGAAGAGACGCUCCACGAACACUCGGCAAAACGUAUCAGACACCUCCAAGAACUAUACGAGAUUCCUUCCCUUGCGGAUGUCAAGUAUGAUGACUGGGCUCGCACUCGUCUUGACCGUUUGAUGGUCGACUACCUCCUCCGCUCGGGCUACUCGAAAACGGCCUCCUCGCUGGCGGAGACGAAGCAGAUCUCUCACCUCAUCGAUCUCGACACAUUUGUAACAUGCCACAGGAUUGCCUCUUCCUUGAACCGGGGCGAGACGAAAGAUGCCCUCGCCUGGAUCGCCGAGAACAAGAACUCUCUAAAAAAGCUUAUCACGGCACCCUACAAGUGCACGAACCUGGAGUUCGAACUCCGCCUUCAACAAUACAUCGAACUCGUCAGGGCAGGGACAAUACCCAAGAAACUUGAAGCAAGAAUGUACGCUCAACAACAUCUGACGCCACACGCCUCCUCUCGUCCAGAUGCUAUAAUGCAAGCAGCGGGUCUGCUUGCCCAAGAGCCCAAUACAGAAGCAGAGCCGUACCGGGGAUUGUUUGCCCCUUCUCGCUGGCGCCAUCUGUCGAACCUGUUCAUCGAGACUCAUCACACCCUGCUGUCUCUCCCGGUACAGCCGCUUCUCCACGCUGCCUUGUCUGCCGGCCUCUCCGCGCUGAAAACUCCAGCGUGCCACAGCGCCUACAACCCGGCGAGUUCGUCGACGCCGGGACACGCACGAAUCGCCACAAACACCUCUCUCUGUCCGAUCUGCAGCAUGGAAUUAAACGACCUGGCGCGCAACGUACCGUACGCGCAUCACACAACCAGCUUUGUCGAGUCGGAUCCUGUUGUUUUGCCCAACGGACGCAUCUACGGCCGCGAACGCCUUGAGGAGUUGCAGCGCAAGCUUGCAAUGUCUGGCUUGGGUGGCGGCGAAGGAGGCAUACAUGAUCUGCAGAUUGGGAAAGAAGGCGAGGUCCGGGACCCCACAACCGGUGAGAGCUUUACAUGGGAGCAGGUCAAGAAGGUGUAUAUCAUGUAG
Molecule: messenger RNA, 1299 nt
Organism: Capronia epimyces CBS 606.96
Lineage: Eukaryota; Fungi; Ascomycota; Eurotiomycetes; Chaetothyriales; Herpotrichiellaceae
Exons: 2
Coding region: 1-1299 (432 amino acids)
Biological process (GO): proteasome-mediated ubiquitin-dependent protein catabolic process
Cellular component (GO): nucleus; cytoplasm; GID complex
Molecular function (GO): protein binding; ubiquitin protein ligase activity
Source: RefSeq, a predicted model, not a curated record